Molecule: messenger RNA, 4507 nt
Organism: Tinamus guttatus (white-throated tinamou)
Lineage: Eukaryota; Metazoa; Chordata; Aves; Tinamiformes; Tinamidae
Source: RefSeq, a predicted model, not a curated record
AUGGCAGCAAUCUACUCGGGCAUCCACCUGAAGCUGAAGAGUGCUAAGACUUCCUGGGAAGACAAACUCAAGCUAGCUCAUUUCGCAUGGAUUUCUCACCAGUGCUUUCUUCCUAAUAAAGAGCAAGUAUUGCUUGACUGGGUAAGCCAUACAUUGGUUUCAUACUACAACAAGAAACUUGAGCUGGAGGAUGAAGUUGUUGAGAAACUCUGGACAUACCUAGACAAUGUUAUCCACAGUAGAAGACUACAGGAUCUUUUAAAGAAUGGAAAGACAGUCAAUCUCAGUUUUUCUAUUGCACAGGUCAUAAAUGAGAGGUUGUCGGAGUCCUGUUCUCAAAAGGCGCGACAGAGCAUUGGCACAGUGCUGAGCUGCUCCAGUGGUAUCCUUUCCACUCCUUCACUCGCCAUCAUUUACACAGCUAAGUGUGAGCUUUUGGUCGAUCUCCUCAGCAAGCUGUCUGAGCUGGCUUGUCAGCAGCUGGCUUCUGAUGAUGCUGUGAGCUCCCAGCUGUUCAGCACUCUGCAGCUUACCUUUGCUCAGUACCUCCUGAUCCAGAGGCAACAGACCAACCCGAAUCGUGUGUUUGGGCAAGUGACAAGCCAUCUGCUCCAGCCAUGCCUGCUCCUGAGGCACUUGCUGACUGUGAGGAACUGGACACAGGCAGAUGACAGCCAUGUGCGUCAGCACUGGAGCAGGGAAAUCCGAAAUCAAGUAGAAGUUCUGCUGCAGGCUGGACUGUUCCAGCCUGAGCUCUUCUCUUCCUACAGAGAAGAGCUGCUGCCAGAACGGGAACAGCAGGAGAAGAAAAAAGGAGCUCUGAAAAGUCUUUUGCUACCAGUUGACACAGUUCGGACCAAGCUGAGCAGUGGCUUUUGUGAACCUGCGCUUCAUGGGGCUGUUGUGGCAGGUUCAGUGUCCCUGCUCUACAAGCUCUUUCUGGACUCUUACAGCAAGGGAGAAAAUGCACUGCUCAGCGAUGUCUAUAACGUUGCCAGCGACCGCAUCCGACACGAGGGGGUGCAGUUUGGCUUUUACCGCAAGCUGGCACAGCUGCUGGUGCGGCACGCUCAAGCGUCCGUCCCUGCGUGGUUCAGAUGCCUCAAACUCCUGAUAUCGUUAAACCACCUCAUUGUGGAGCCAAACCUGCGUGACUUAGUGGCCUCUGCCUGGAUUGACGCAAAGGUCUUUGAGCCACGUACAAAGAGGCCCCAGGAGGCUCUUAUUGGCGCCGUGUUUCAGACUUACUGCAAGCUGCGGCAGUUCCCUCGGCUCUUCGAGGAGGUGCUGGCCGUCAUUUGCCAGCCAGCUGCUGACGAGCUGAGGGUGCCCGUCUUGUCUGCUGGCCUGACAGCAAAGCUUCGCGAGUGCCUCCUGGAGCUCCCACCCAACCAGAUUCUGGACAUUUUGUGUCUCGUAGUGGAGAAGUGCCAGACUCUGAUCAUUCCCGCUCUUGAAAGCGAUUCGAACAUGGUCUUGAAGCUGGGGUCCAUCAGCUCGGUGCUGCACGCUUUUUUGUUCAACAUGAAGAGCCUGGAUGAUGUCACCCCACCCCCUGUGGUCCUUCGCACUCAGAGUCUGCUGGCAAAGAUACAGAAAGAAAUAAUCCAGCCCCUGCUGGAACUGUUGCAGGCUGCUAGAGAAGAGGAAGAGGAGCCAGAGCCUUGUUUAAGGAAGGCCAGUGACUCUGCCCUACUUCUUGUUUACACUUGGGUUGAAGUAAACACUUUGUUUGGUAUUAGCUGCAGCAAGUAUGUGUCUCCAUCAGGUGGAAUUGCUGCUACUGCAACUGCUAUAAGGCAGUGGGGCAUUUCAGCUCUGCUCCCUGGUGUUGAGGAACAGUGUUGGGAGAAAGUCACAGCACUUGCAAGUAGUUUUGCCUCCACUGGUAAAUAUUGCCUAGAACUGCUCACACUCCAGAAAAUGAAGAUGAUUUUAAUGCAGACAAAGGGUGAUCCCCAGGCCUUGCAGCAUGCUGCAGCUUUCAUCCUGGAGUCUGGAAGAUCCAGCAUCAAUAAGGGAGAAACUGAACCUUGGGAUGGAGAUCUAAGUGCAAUAAAUGAUCUCACAUACCCUACAGCACACUGGCAUCUUGUCAUUUCCAACCUGACUAUUCUGUUGCCAUAUCUUUCCUUGAAAGAUGUAGAGUAUAUUGCCAGUGUGCUUCUGGAGACAUCAGUAUUGGCCAAAGCCCAGGAAGCUGAUGGAGACGAGGAGCCUUCCAUCAGCAUUGGAAAGGUGUCUCUUGGUUUGCUGCAUAGUCCCUUUCUCCCAGAAAUGAAGGUGUUGCAUUGUGCUUUUCUGAGCAGCCUUAUUCAUCAGUUCAGUAAAGUGCUGCACCCUGCCAGAGGUUCUGUAGAUCUGCCACUUCAACAGCUGUCUGCAGAUAACAUCCCUUGGCAUGAAGAGAUCCUGUCUCCUUGCAAAACUGCUGAACUGGUGGAGGCUCCAUCAGAAAACAAACCCCCGAAGGAUGAAUUCAACUCGUCUUGGAAGACGCUGGAGAAAGCUGCCCAGUGUAUUUUAUUGCUAGCGAAAAAUGGUUCUCCUGUCAUCCUGAAAGACAAUCAGCUGGAAAGUUGUUUGAGUUUGCUAGAAAUUGCUUCUCUUCUGAAACUAGACAAUCUUUUUCCCUCAGACUGUAUCCGUUGUCAUCUCUUGCUGCUGUCCUUGGUAGCGAAUACCAGAGCUAAUGCCUCUUGCAGCAAGGUGCUAUCUUUGAAAUUUUUGCGGACCUGCUUCCACCUUCUGAGGUGCCUGCAAGCAGGUCGGAAUGCCAAUUCUGUUUUUAAGGUUUUUCAUGCCAGUGACGCCCUUGAGGCUGUGAUGACCUCCCAGUUCACAAUCAGCAAAUUCUUCGCUAAUACUUUGACUGAUCCUGCCUGGACAGAGUAUCUCCAGGAAGCUCAAACCUUUCUGGAGCACUUUCUUCAGAUGAUUGUUGAACGACGCCAAAGUGUGAGAAUCAAUUUGGAAAAGUUCAUGUCUUUCCUGGUGAGCUGCAAGCCAGAUGCUGGUGCCGCCAGAAGUAAAUGCUGUAAAAACUGGACUCCUGCAGCUGGGCAGCUGCUGCUCAUGGCAUUUACCACACUGUGCCAUGUCAUCACCCUUUACCUUCAGCAGCAGCCAGAAAAGAAACUGCAGUCUGGAGCUGUGCUGCCGGCUCUGCUGGAGCCAGCGAUCGUGCAGAUGGGACGAGCUGUUGAACACGGUCUGCAGAGCAACGUGCAAAGCCAGCCUUUGCCCAUAGCGUUCAUACCAUCUGUCACUACUCUCCUCAAGGCGGAUCUGAGCCAUGCCCUCAGUAAAGGGGGCUGGCAGAAGAACCCUGAAGAGCCCAGCGGCUUUUUGGAGCGUCCCCGCAUUAAGCUCUACCAGCAGUUUUACUCUCAGAUACUGAGAGAGCUGCCCUCUGCAGGAGGACAUCUCCAGUUCCUUCAGUCUGCCUUGCAGUUCUUAACUGUCUUCUGCUCAGUACCUGAUCUGUCUUCUGGAAAAGAAACUGCAGUAACUGUGGUUUAUGCUGUAAAAAAGCUUCUUGCUGGUCCUGAAAUUACAGUCCAGGUGAUUCAAAAUAUAGAGAUGGAACUGACAGAAUUACUUGUCCAGCUGUUAGGAAACUGCUCUGCUGAAGAGUUUUAUGCUGUAAUGAGGCUGCUUCUUCAGGGACUUGAAGUGAGGAACAUUUGGCAACAGAACGCUAAAGAAGUGCUGUCAGCGGUUACUCUAAUCAAAUUGUUGCUCAGCUGCCCAUUAAAUGGAGACAAAGAAAAAGCUUUCUGGUUUGCCAGCCCACAGAUAAUCACAGCUUUAGCUAUGCAAACCAAAGAAGCCUGUCAGGACCAAGCACUGAUUUCCAGCAUGGUUGUGCCUAUCCUGGAGACCACAGCAGCUCUGCUAAGGCAAGGAGAAGGGAUUCUCUCGAACCCUCACCACGUAGCCUUGGCAUUCAGCAUUCUCCUGACGGUCCCACUAGAUCAUCUGAAGAUGGAGGACUACGGCAGUAUCUUCCUGGGAGUCCAUGAAGUGCUGUUCUCUAUUCUGCAGUGUCAUCCAAAGGUUAUGUUAAAAGCAGCACCAUCUUUCCUGAACAGCUUCCAUCGUCUGGUUGUUUCUGUUAUGCACGAAGGGCGUCAGAAAGGAGACAAAGUCAACACAGAUGAAUUUGAAAUCGCCUUGAAAUGUGCACACUUGGUGGAACGAAUGUAUACACAUAUUGCUGCAGAAACAGAAGAAUUCACUGUGUUUUCUGCUUUCAUUGUGGCCCAAUAUGUGACUGAAUUGCAGAAGGUGACUUUGCACCCAGCUGUGAAGAGGCAUCUCACAGAAGGGAUAUAUCGCAUCCUUGACCUUUGCAUUGAACGAGAUGUCAAGUUCUUAACUGCGUCACUGCCAGCAGGUGUAAGGGAAGUCUUUAAAGAUCUGUACAAUGAUUACAACCAUUAUCACAAAGCAAAAAGACAAGGGGAGGAAAAAUAUACUGCCUGAUGAACUGUGUCCAGUGCUG